This is a messenger RNA of Cylindrotheca closterium, 408 nucleotides long. NCBI's taxonomy places the organism in Eukaryota, Bacillariophyta, Bacillariophyceae, Bacillariales, Bacillariaceae. The record is from the annotation of a GenBank genome assembly.
AUGACAGGCGAAGGGAAACAAGCGGAAUCAAAAUUUGCAAAACAUGCAGAAUCAGACUCUGCAUUGGCACCAGAAAAACAAUCGGAGGAAGUGCCGAAAAGGAAGAAGGGUAUGGCGAUAGCUGUUUUUCCUUGUAUUGUCGGGGGUAUUAGUUUGACUAUUGCCAUUAUCGAGCAACGGAGAAAUUCAGAUUAUGAACUCAAUAUCGACAGGGAUUUCAUGUAUCCGUUCGUGCUGGCGUUGUGCCUCACAAUGGUCGUAGGCUUCCAAACCAAGGGAUUCACAAAGGAUAAACCUGAACCACUUGUCUCAUGGCCAAAAGUAAAGAAGCAACGGAAGGUCGUUCACAAGUACGUGGUCAAGGGGAAGGAAGAGGAAGAAGAACAAAGCGACAAAAAGAAUGACUAG